This is a messenger RNA of Drosophila busckii, 3052 nucleotides long. It is a transcript of the gene tral, whose product is annotated as protein LSM14 homolog B-B. Gene Ontology annotation, cellular component: P-body. Gene Ontology annotation, molecular function: mRNA binding. The transcript has 7 exons. Gene Ontology annotation, biological process: cytoplasmic stress granule assembly; P-body assembly. Bases 359 to 2209 code for a protein of 616 amino acids. Lineage: Eukaryota; Metazoa; Arthropoda; Insecta; Diptera; Drosophilidae. The record is from RefSeq and is a predicted model, not a curated record.
GUGAAAAUUUUUUCCGCAUUACGGGUUGCCAAAAAAAGAAAUUAAAUAGUAAUCCCAAUUAAUUCAAUUGUUAAAAAUAUAUAUUUUUCGAGUAAAGGCUUAUUGUAAUCGGUCUGUUAAAAGUUGAGAACUCGCCUUGUAGCCGGAAAGUAAUUACGUGCUUGCCAACAGCAAUCUGGCAGAAGGCAGCUCUCUCGCUCGACAACGUCGCGCUCGCUAUAGUUGUUUGCUUUAGUUGAUUAUUUCUACUCGUCGACGAUAGCAAACAUUUCAAUUCUUAAAAAAAUUUGAAUGUUCACAUUUACCAAUCAAGAGAUAUACUUAAUAUACAUACAUAAGUGAUAUAAAAGAUUUAAUCAUGAGUGGCGGAUUACCGGAGUUGGGCUCCAAGAUUAGCCUGAUUUCGAAAGCAGACAUUCGAUAUGAAGGCCGCUUGUAUACGGUGGACCCGCAGGAGUGUACAAUUGCGCUGUCGAGUGUGCGCUCUUUUGGUACCGAGGAUCGUGACACUCAGUUCCAAAUUGCACCUCAGUCCCAAAUAUACGACUACAUUCUCUUUCGUGGCUCGGACAUUAAGGACAUUCGAGUUGUUAAUAACCAUACGCUGCCGCAUCACAAUGAUCCAGCCAUUAUGCAGGCCCAUCUUCAGAACGGUCCCCAAGUGAUGCCACAACAUUUUCCCAUGAACGCAUCACAACAGCAGCCGCAACAGGCACCCCCAUCGAUGGGAGGCGGUAGUGGCGGUGCCACGGGUGCACCAGUUAGCGGUUUUGGAAAUGGAAAUCCAUUUGGGGCCUUGGGUGCUCCAUCAUUAGGCACAGGCUCAUUGGCGCCUGGAUCCGGAGCACCAGGCUCUGUAGGUUCGUUUAUGCAUAUUGGUGGCAACCAACAGCAACAGAAGCCUCAACAGCAGAAACAACCAAUUUCCGUUUUAGAUAUGCUUGCGAGCGCUUCACGUUCAACAACGCCUAUUAGCCUUAUAAUAAGUCCAACGGCCGAGCUAAACCAGCAGCACUCCCAGCAGCAGCAUCAACAGCAAAACUCAUCACAGACUAUGGGUGGUGGAAAUGCGCGCGAUGCCGGUCAUAAGCGCCAAAACCAUCAGCAGCAACAGCAUCGAUCUGGAUCUAAUAACAUGUCACAUCAAAAUCGAAACAAUCAUAAUAACGAUUUUUAUAAUCAGCCCCACGCUCAGCACCAGCAGCGUGAUCGUCGUGACUCUGGACGACAACUGGAUAAUAUUAAUUACAACACGUAUAACAACAACAAUCAACGCAAUCGCGGUGCUGUUGGAGGAGGCAACAUGCAACAGCGUGGUGGCGCAGGGAACGGAGGAGCUUGGAAUAUGCAUCGUGGAGGUCCCCAAAAUGCCAACAAUAUGAUUAUGCGCGGUAACCGUGGAAUGGGAGGAGCUCGGGGUCCAAUGCGUUCAAACCAGCAGCAAAUGUAUCGUCCACAAUCGGCUAAUCAAAACAAACCUCGUAAUAAAAUCAAAUUCGAAGGCGACUUUGACUUUGAGCAAGCUAAUAAUAAAUUCGAGGAACUGCGUUCACAACUAGCAAAACUUAAGGUCGGUGAUGAACCCAACAAUAAAACUACAGUCGAUCCAGUGACAGCGACAACAACAACAAGCUCUGUCACCACUGAACAGUUAAAUGGCGAAACCGACAAAAAGGAUGACUCUGGAAACGAAACUGGUGCUGGAGAGCACGAGCCCGAAGACGAGGACGUUCAUGUUGGCUACGAUAAGACCAAGUCAUUCUUUGACAACAUCUCCUGCGAAGCUGCUCAGGAUCGUAGCAAAAAUAAGAAGAACGACUGGCGUCAGGAGCGGAAAUUGAACACUGAAACUUUUGGAGUUUCGUCCACAAGACGUGGCAGCUAUAGAGGGCGCAAUCAUUAUUACAAUAAUGGAAACGCAAUGAGCGGAGGCGCAGGAAAUGGUGGAAUGAAUACUGGCUAUAGCGGCGCUCCUGGAUAUAAUCGUAACAACUAUCGUAUGGGAGGUGCUGGCAACUAUCGGAACCGUAGCAACAAUCGCAACAAUGGCAACAUCCGGGGCCAAAACAAUUUAAGCAAUGGUAACUCUGCCGCAGCAUUAAAAGCUGCCAACAACGCAGAUACUUCGGCCCCCAAUACCACAACAACGAAGGUUGCUACGUCCACGAUCGCAGAACAGUCGCAACAUGUAGCGGCAGUUUCUCAAUAAGGUCGACGCAUAAAUGAAUUUGUCAGUGCAAAACUCUAUGAAUUCAAAAAAAAAAAUGUCCUACUCAGAGUAAAGCUAGUUACCGUUACCCGAAAAAUACCCCAAUCAAGAGACCAUCGCGCGACCAAACGACCGAUCGACGAAAAACAAGCUCUCAUCAUUGAGAUAAUCUAGAUAUGGAUUUAACAGCAUCAAACAAGCAAAAACAAUUGUAUAAUUUAACUUAGUGGUGUACCGCUCAUGACGUCCUGUGCACGCACUCAGGCCGCCCACCGUGUUGCUUCGCUUUGCAAAUAAUUGAAAGCGUCCCCUGUAGCAGUCAUAUGUUAGGUUUUGUGUAAAUGGCUUGCAAAAGGUUCUUGGCGACGCAGCACUCGAUAUGAGAGAAAAUACACACCUAUACAUAUAUAUAUUUAGUAAUAAAUUGAAGAAAAUAAUAUACAUAAGCCUAUGAAAAGUUAAGGAAAAGAAGCUCUAGGAGUCGCAAAAUAUGAAAUUAUUACAAGAAAAUAUUUAAAUCCAUGGAAUUCCAAACAGAAAACUGAAAACGAAAUUCACAUGUUUAUAUUUUAAAAUUACAAGAUUGUUUAGAACUACUUAUAAUAAUUGUGGGCAUACAUAUUAUAAAACAAUAAAUUCAAAACGUUACUAGCAUUUAAACAUUUUUUAAGAACAUUUUAAACAUGAAAAUGUAAAUCAACAUACCCACACUAAUACUUAUAUUUCAAUUAACAGAAACACGUUCAUAAUCGUACAUGCAUGCAUUAAACACAAACAUUGUAUAAUUCAACCAUUAACAGCAAUGUGGACAACAAAUAAAUCUACCCAGACUUUGAACUUUAA